AAAUUUUUUUCGUGUGUGUGUGUGUGUGUGUGUAUGUGUUAAUGAUUUUUAUUUUUUUUUUCACACAUAAUGGCAAAUGAUCAUAUUGAAUGUAAUGAAUUACUCGUUAUUCGUAAUCGAAAACAUCAUCAUCAUCAUAACCAUUUUGGACAACAUUCGACAUCAUCAAAUAAUCAUUUGAAAAGCGUAUUUAAUCAUCAUCAUCAACAUCAAAUGGCAACAACAUUUCAAAUAAACACAACUAUGGAACAUGAACGUUCAACUAGUCGUAGUUCAUCUUCAUCAUCAUCAUCAUCAUCAUUAUCGUCAUCAGCAUCGACAUCAACAUUAUCAACAAAUUCAUCAUCAAUAAUUGAUCCAGGUGAAGAUAAACCGGAAAUAAAUAUGAUUAAUUCAUCAAUGGAUGAUACGACAACAAUGAUAAUGCCAAGUCCAAAUAAACGUCUUUGUAAUGACUAUAAUCGUAUGAAAAUUGAAUAUGAACAUCAUCAUAGGCAACAAAAUGGACGAAAAUCAAAAGAAUUGAAAAGUAAUCAUUGCAGAGAAAAGAUGGAUCAAAAUGAUCAUGAACAACAACAACAACAACAACAACAGGCCGAUAAUGAAAUGAUUAUAUCCGAUAAUGAAAAGUGCAAACCAUUUCGAUCAUUUCUAAUCAAAGAUAUUCUUUCACCAAAUGUUAAUAAUAAUGAUGGUGAUGAUGAAAAAGAAGAAUUUUUCGAUAAUACAAAUAGUAGUGGCAAUAAUCAUAAGAAUAAUAAAAUAACAAACGAAACCAUGACACGUUCACUGGGCCAGAAUUUUAUAAGGCCAUGGGAUAAUGUUGUCCUGAUGGAUAAUUCAUCAUCAACAUCAUCAUCGUCAUCAUCAACAUCAUCAAUGAAUCCAGCAAAUUAUCUACAACAAUUAAAUAUGGCAUCAACAUUCAUACAAAGUAUACAAUAUAAUGCUGCAUUAAAUGGCGGUACAUUACAUCCGAAUCAUUUAGCAUUAUUACAUAAUUCAUAUCAUGGAGCAUUAUCGGCUGCUGCUGCUGCUGCUGCGGCGGCGGCAGCAGCUGCCUCAGCUUCUGCUACAAAUGUCACUGUAUCAUCGUCAUCAUCAUUAACAUCAAACAAUACAUUGACCAAUCCUCAUCAUCCAUAUAAUCCUCAUCAUCAUCAUCAUCAUCGUAAUAAUAUCAUGACAAAUCGAAGGCCAAGAUCAGCCGAUGAUGAAUCGGAAAUAUCCGAAAGAUCAGAAAGUGAUUCACCUGAAAGUCCAAUCAGUACAACCGGUACAACAAAUGGUAAUGGCCAUAAUAAUAACAAUAAUACUGGAUCAUCACCAUUGGAUGCAUUAUUCGAAAUGACAAGUAAAGCAUUCGAACGUAAUGAAAAUAACGAUAAAUCUUCUGAUCCUACGGCGGACCAUCUAAAUCUAUUCAAUAAUCGUAAUACGCAGAUUAAAAAGAAAAGAAAAUCACGUACAGCAUUCACUAAUCAUCAGAUAUUUGAAUUGGAAAAACGUUUUCUUUAUCAAAAAUAUCUAUCACCAGCUGAUCGUGAUGAGAUUGCCCAAUCAUUGGGUUUGACCAAUGCACAAGUGAUUACAUGGUUCCAGAAUAGACGGGCAAAAUUAAAACGAGAUGUUGAAGAAUUAAAAAAAGAUGUCGAUGCAGCCAAAUUGAAUGGUGUGCCGACAAGCAUAUUGGAGAAUAUAACAGAUUUAAAUCUAUUGAAAAAACCAGAAUUAGUUGCUGCAUUACAUCAUCAACAUGCUCAACAUUUACAUCAACAACAACAACAACAUCACCAUCUUCAUACAUUGACAAAUCCAACAACGCCUACAACGGCUACAGCAACUGCAUCAGCACUGUAAAAAAAAAUGACAAUAGUAAACCCUAUAUAUACAACAACAACAAAAACAACAACAAAAACGACCAAUCAUCAAAUUUUAACAUUGAACUGAAUAUUAUACUGAAAAAAAACCGGAUACUCAAAUCACAUAUGGAGAGUUAUAAUUUUCUACCCGAAAAAAAAAUUUCCCUACUAAUUUGAUAUAUUAGACAUUAAAAUGAAAUUGAAUGCCUUUGAAAAAAAAAAUUGAAUUUGAAAUAGUUUUUUGCUUCAUUUUUUUUCUUUUUUUGUUAUUGUUUGGCAAUUGUAUACAGAAUACCGACAUUUUUUUUCACAAUGAUUUUUUUUUCUCAUCCUAAACAAUAGACACUUAAAGCAUGCACACAAAAAGAGAGAUAUAUUUUAGACUUUGAUUGGUUGGCAUUUCAACUAUGGGCCAUAAAUGAUAAUCUUUUUUUUUUUGCCCCCAACCCAAAAGAAACUAUAUUUAUUCAAUUCAUCAUCAUUAUUAUUAUUUUUCAUCAAAUCAAUCCACCCCUCAAAAAAAAAAAUUAGUGUGGUAUUAGAUUAUAGAAUGAUACAAUGAAUUAUUUGACAAUGGUGAAACUGGAAGAAAUCAAAUAAAUAACCAACCAACAAUGAUUCCGGUUCCACUAUUUUCAACAUAUAUAUAUAUAUAUAU
Dermatophagoides farinae (American house dust mite) is the source of this 2520-nucleotide messenger RNA. RefSeq lists its product as uncharacterized. Gene Ontology annotation, cellular component: nucleus. The record is from RefSeq and is a predicted model, not a curated record. Gene Ontology annotation, molecular function: sequence-specific double-stranded DNA binding; DNA-binding transcription factor activity, RNA polymerase II-specific. Gene Ontology annotation, biological process: regulation of transcription by RNA polymerase II. NCBI's taxonomy places the organism in Eukaryota, Metazoa, Arthropoda, Arachnida, Sarcoptiformes, Pyroglyphidae.